CAAAGUGCUCUUAAUUCCAACGACAUGACGAAGAUGCAACUGAAAUGUCUAGUGCUCAGUCUACUGUUAGUGAUACUGACCUCGGUUAACGGGGAGCGAGCUGUUUGCACUGAAGAUUACACGCCGUGUACGUGCGAUUCGUCGACGGGAAGGUGGGAUGUUAUUUGCGAUCAGGUGCCCAUCGAACAAGUUAAAUCAUUGUUCAAUCGCACAACACCUCAAGAUCUCGCUUCGUUCAGAUUGACGACGGCCUUUAACGAAACGAACGGCAUCCCAGAUAAUUUACUUGGUAAUUCACGUGCAAGCGGAAUUAUAAUUAACUGCCUGGAGGCUUCUUACGAGUUGCAAAUCAACGACAAUGCUUUCAUCUCUUCGGCGAAUUUCACGAAAACUGUCACGAUCAACGGCUGUUAUCUCAUCCAGCAGCGGAAUUUCAUGUUCUUGUCCGGCUUCGGAGACAUGACCAGCCUUAACAUCUACAAUUCGAGAAAUUUCACCAGUUUUUUGGGCAUCCCGUCUCAGUCCAGCUUGUAUUACAUUUCCAUCCUCAAUUCUCGUGGAUUUGAGAACUUGCUGGACAGCGAUGCUGUGGCUUUGCCUGGAUUGCGCAUUCUCUACUUGUACGACAACGACAUGAACGAUCUUGCCGUGUCGAAUGUUUUGAAAGCCUUGGCGCUGUCUUCGCUCGAAUCACUAGAAGAGCUGAGAUUGUACAAUAAUCGAUUAACGAGGAUCCCAGCAAUGAUAUCGUCCUUCAGUAAACUAAGCCAGUUGAUGAUGGCAAACAAUAAGAUUGACUUGAUUGUCACACGUUCCUUGGCUUUUUAUGGUGACGUCAGCUACCUUCAUUUAGGAAACAAUAACAUCCGAACCAUAGAGCCCAGCGCUUUUGGAGCGCACAGGUUUGGCUUGGUUUACCUGCACCAGAACAGUUUGACUCACUUUGAAUCUUACGUCUUUCAAGUCAUGUUGGAGGGAAUGGUGCAAGCUGGCUACGGAAGCGUAUCACUGUUCCAAAAUCCCAUUGAGUGUGAUUGCCACUUGGCUUGGCUGAUUUAUUACAAACGAAACCUAUUGCCCGUCAUUGAUGGUGGCCAAUGCUCCAAUUCGACAUUGUUUACCGACCUGAAUCCGGAUGCUUUAAGUGGAUGCCCAGUGUUUACGUGUCCCGCAAACAUUGACGGCAACUUCCCCAAUCCGUUAUCCUGCACGUCCUAUUACGCGUGCAGCAGGCAAGACGUUGUACUUGUCGAAUGUCCGGGUGGUCUCGUCUUUAAUCCUGCUUACCAAUUGUGUGAUUGGCCUUACAACGUGCCGACAUGUAACGUUUGAUAAGUGACGCUUAUCAAACUGCGGUCUUCUUGUAUCGCGUUUAUUAAACGUUGAUUUAGAAUGUGUAAUAAAGAUUGGUGUCAGUCAGG
Messenger RNA from Daphnia carinata, 1421 nucleotides. RefSeq names its product slit homolog 3 protein-like. The transcript has 5 exons. The record is from RefSeq and is a predicted model, not a curated record. Gene Ontology annotation, cellular component: membrane; extracellular region. Gene Ontology annotation, molecular function: chitin binding; protein binding. Bases 25 to 1332 code for a protein of 435 amino acids. Lineage: Eukaryota; Metazoa; Arthropoda; Branchiopoda; Diplostraca; Daphniidae.